ACGGAUCAUACCAUUAUCAAGAUGAAAUACUUCAAGCUCUGCUGGAUUUUUGUUAUUGUGCUGCUGUUCUUCUGCUCGGAAUAUGCUCAUGCGGCUCCCAAAAGAAAAGGUGGCUUUAGGCUUCCAAAGAUUCACGUACCAAAGAUCAACAUCAACAUUCAUCAUAAUAACAUCCAUAUCGGUUAAAAGUGGAUUUUAUUUUGCUUUAGUUGUAUAGCUUAAAUUAAACUUAUUAGAAUAGCCAUUAUAUGGCCUCUAGAUGCAAUACUCUUAUUUAUUGAAAUAAAGUUCAAGAAUUUAGUUGUUAAA
Messenger RNA from Drosophila ficusphila, 309 nucleotides. RefSeq lists its product as uncharacterized. NCBI's taxonomy places the organism in Eukaryota, Metazoa, Arthropoda, Insecta, Diptera, Drosophilidae. The transcript is spliced from 2 exons. The coding region runs from base 22 to 186 and encodes 54 amino acids. The record is from RefSeq and is a predicted model, not a curated record.